CAGGAAGGGACGUAUAAUUUUAUUUUCGGAGCAGACAGAUCUGGGGCAAUGCGAGACAGAAUAUAUGUCAUUAGGAUAUACGAUACAUGGGGAAGGCGGGUGCCAUUAGGCGUACCAUUGGCUGGGCACUCAUGAGCGGUUGGAUAAGUGGAUGCGAUGCAAAAUGUGAACAUGUGGGGGCCUUGAGGAAUUGCCCGAAUGCAUACAUAUGUGGAAACAAGGAGAGAGUCAGAGAAAGAAACGUGUAUAUAUCAUCUUGCAUGCAUCAGCUGCAGACACCCUAUGAGUCUCUUUCUUUUAUUUUUUUAUAGCGGAGGCGCUCUUAAAUGC
This is a messenger RNA of Gamsiella multidivaricata, 330 nucleotides long. RefSeq lists its product as uncharacterized. The record is from RefSeq and is a predicted model, not a curated record. Bases 87 to 311 code for a protein of 74 amino acids. NCBI's taxonomy places the organism in Eukaryota, Fungi, Mortierellomycota, Mortierellomycetes, Mortierellales, Mortierellaceae. The transcript has a single exon.